Messenger RNA from Saccostrea echinata, 2353 nucleotides. RefSeq names its product cilia- and flagella-associated protein 53-like. The record is from RefSeq and is a predicted model, not a curated record. NCBI's taxonomy places the organism in Eukaryota, Metazoa, Mollusca, Bivalvia, Ostreida, Ostreidae. Bases 43 to 1575 code for a protein of 510 amino acids. The transcript is spliced from 8 exons.
UCCAGAAUACCAAAUAGAAGCCAUCAUUUCCAAUCCUUCAAAAUGAUGGUUCAAAGACAGCGAAGGACCCGUGAGGUGACGGGUCCAACGCCUCACUCAGUUGCCAUCAAAGCAAGACCACCAAAUGUCAAACCACCAGAAUAUUUAAUACUGGAGAGAAGAAAAAAGGAAGAUAUGCUUGAAAAUUACAGAAAAAACACACAAUAUAUGGAAUUUAAUGACCUGAAAAAUGAAUGGGAAAGGUCAACUGACAGAAAAAUCAAAUUAAACACAGUAAAACGGAAAGUGGAUGGUCUCUUGUUAGCUAGUCAGUUUACGAUUGAGGAUAGGAGAGAAAGGUUAAGAGCAAUGCUUAGAGCAGAAGAACAGGGUUACCUAAGGGAAAUGGAGGCUCGAGAGGAAACAGUUUUGGAACGUCAAGCCAAAAUGAGGGAACGUGCCAAAUUUUUGAAAGAUAAAAGAGAAGACGAGAGACUGCAAUUUGUUCAACAAAAAUAUGAUCAACAGUUCAGAAACCAGUGUGAAGAGUUAAGGUCAACAAUAUCAAAAAGACAACAGGAUGAAGUAUGUGUAGAUAGACUGGAACAGCUUAGAAUCAAGGAACAACUUGAGAAAGAGAGGAAAGAACAUGAGGCCUUGUAUGCCAAGCUCUGGGAGGAAGACAUGUUGAAAAAGGCUGCUCGUGAGGAGAGAGAUGCUCAGUCAGCACACGAGAGAAACCAGGAGGUGUUGUCAGUCCUCAGGAAGCAGAUGGCAGCACUGGAGGAGCAGAAGGAGGCAGCUCGACGCCUCAAAGAAGAGGAGGCACAACUUCUGAGGGAACAGAACAUUUUAAGGCAAAUGGAAGAAGCUAAAGCCAGGGAAGAAAAGCUCAGACAACAGCAGGAAACCAGAGAUGUGUUGGACCUCUCUCUGAAACUGAAGAUGAAGAAGAAAGCCAAGGCAGAACAGGAACAGUUGGCCUUUGACCUCAAGAUUCUGGAGCAACUAUUGGAGGAAUCUAGGAAUGAGGCUAUGGAACAGUUACAGAGGAAGAGAGAAUUACGUGAAGAAGACAGACGGUACAGGGAGUAUUUACACCAGCUGAUGGAGGAGGAGAAAAUCAAGGAGCGAGAACUAGAGAAGCUGGUCAAUGAAGAAGUGGAGAAGAUGUGGCAGAAGCGUCUGAACCAGUGGCAGCUGGAGAGACAAGCCAGAAAGAAACUUUUACAAGACGUAAUGGCAGGCAGAGCUGUACAGAUCCAAGAGAGAUUGGCUGAAAAUGACAGGAAGCAGAGGCAAGCUGAAGCAGAAAGACAAGAAUUACUAAACACCAUUGAGGAGAAUCGUCGUCUAGAAGAACAACAGGCAGCCAAACUGUGGGAGAAGAACUACAACUACCAGAGAGACCUAGAGGGACAGAUUAUAUACAACCACAGACUCCGUGAGCAGGCACAACAGAGGGAGGCAGAGGAAUUCAUGUUGGGAAUGCAGGCAGAGAGAGAAUACCAGGUCCGACUGAAAGACUGUCUGGAUAAUGCCGAGUAUGAUAAACUCCACCCCCUCAGGAGGGCCAUGCAAAAUAGUGCUCACUAAGAAGAAAUCAACAGUAUCGAUUUUUUUCUUUGAUUGUUGAUAACAUUUUUUGAAAUGUUUGAAUUUGAAUUAUUAUUCAAUAAAAAAAUUGUGUUGGUAAAUGAAAAAUGCCUUUAAAUGUAUGCAGGUAUAGUGUGAGUACAAAACACAAGAAAGCACUGUUGUAUAUGCUAGAACCUGUUUACCUAUAAAUAAAUUUGUCCUAGAAAGAAAAGAAAAUUGAAAAUAUUUCUUCAAUCCUUUAAGGAUUGUUCAUCAAAUUUUAACAGUUUACCCAGUUUCUGUGACUUUUUAUAAUAAGUCAGUGAUUAUAAAUUAUAUUAGUGUUUUAGAUAUUUUUUUCAGUGGAGGAAUGAUUGAGAAUGAGGAUAUGAUUGGAUGAAUGAUCUGAGAGAGGUGUGGUUGAGUAGAUGUUACACUUUUUUUAUUUGGCAUGCAGGGAUAAGGAAAUGAAAGGGGAGUGUAUGAGGAAUGGAUUAGCCAGUGUUAGUAUGAUACUGACUGGGGAAUUCUGUCUUAAAUGACUAAAUGCCUGCAUUUACUGUGAUAUGCUGUAAAUAUUAUUUACCAGGUAACCACAUUAGACACCCUACAUUAAGUUUACAUGUAUUUACACAAACUUUACAUAUCAAGGUCAUUGUAAAAUUAUAUGUUACUGAUUUUAUUCUAUACGAUUUAAUGCAUGUGUGAAGUCUGAGUUUUUUUUCUCUUGUCUGUUAAACUCUUAAUGCAUUACAAUUUUUUUAAGUGUUAUUUUCAAUGUUUGUGUUAAAAUGUC